Messenger RNA from Acomys russatus (golden spiny mouse), 1720 nucleotides. It is a transcript of the gene Gfod2, whose product is annotated as glucose-fructose oxidoreductase domain containing 2. The transcript has 4 exons. Gene Ontology annotation, biological process: extracellular matrix organization. Gene Ontology annotation, cellular component: extracellular matrix. The record is from RefSeq and is a predicted model, not a curated record. The coding region runs from base 187 to 1344 and encodes 385 amino acids. Gene Ontology annotation, molecular function: nucleotide binding. Lineage: Eukaryota; Metazoa; Chordata; Mammalia; Rodentia; Muridae.
CAUCCGCACUUGCCUCCCUCAGGGCGGACGGGCGGCCUCCGAAACCUGUCCGGAUCCAUGUUCUCUCGUGCCGCUCUGGGCGAGCGAUGCCAGCGUACCAGGAGCCAUGUUUGAUCAGGACUACGGGAAGGUCAGCUCCAUUCUGGAGACCCUUGUAAGGAGAUGAGUUGUUGAGCAGAGGCCAGGAUGAAGUUGCUGCCAGGAGUGGGCGUUUUCGGGACUGGCAGCUCAGCCCGGGUCCUAGUCCCACUGCUAAGAGCAGAAGGGUUCACCGUGGAGGCCCUGUGGGGAAAGACCGAGGAGGAGGCCAAGCAGCUGGCAGAGGAGAUGAACAUCAGCUUCUACACCAGCCGGACUGACGAUGUCUUACUGCAUCAAGACGUAGACCUGGUGUGCAUCAAUAUCCCACCCCCACUCACCCGGCAGAUAUCCGUGAAGGCUCUAGGAAUCGGGAAGAACGUGGUAUGUGAGAAGGCAGCAACAUCAGUGGAUGCCUUCCGGAUGCUCACAGCAUCUCGCUACUACCCACAGCUGAUGAGCCUGGUGGGGAAUGUCCUGCGCUUCUUGCCUGCUUUUGUGCGCAUGAAACAACUGAUCGCAGAGCACUACGUGGGUGCGGUGAUGAUCUGCGAUGCCCGCAUCUAUUCUGGGAGCCUGCUCAGCCCCAGCUAUGGCUGGAUAUGUGAUGAGCUUAUGGGUGGUGGGGGCCUGCACACCAUGGGUACCUAUAUUGUGGACCUGUUGACCCACUUGACUGGCCGGAAAGCCGAGAAGGUGCAUGGGCUACUCAAGACCUUUGUGAGGCAGAAUGCCACCAUCCGUGGCAUCCGGCAUGUCACCAGUGACGACUUCUGUUUUUUCCAGAUGCUUAUGGGUGGGGGAGUGUGCAGCACCGUGACACUCAACUUCAACAUGCCAGGUGCCUUCGUGCAUGAGGUCAUGGUGGUGGGCUCAGCAGGGCGCCUUGUUGCCCGGGGGGCUGACCUCUAUGGGCAGAAGAACUCUGCCGCACAGGAAGAGCUGCUGGUGAGAGACUCGCUGGCUGUGGGUGCAGGGCUGCCUGAGCAGGGGCCCCAGGAUGUCCCACUGCUUUACUUGAAAGGUAUGGUCUAUAUGGUGCAGGCCUUGCGCCAGUCCUUCCAGGGACAGGGUGACCGCCGUACCUGGGACCGCACCCCUGUCUCUAUGGCUGCCUCAUUUGAGGAUGGACUGUAUAUGCAGAGUGUGGUGGAUGCCAUUAAAAGAUCCAGCCGAUCUGGGGAGUGGGAGACUGUGGAGAUGCUGACAGAGGAGCCAGAUGCCAACCAGAACCUGUGUGAAGCACUUCAGCGGAACAACCUGUGAGCCAGGGAGGGGACUGGGAGCUGAGGUUGGCUAUAGCAGAGACAGUGUUUGUUCAAUAAAUCAGCUUGGGCCAGGCCUGGGAACCAACUGAAGGUGGCCAAGGAAAAAGCCCAUCUGUCCAUCAUUGACUCCUCAGACUUACAAGGCAGCAACUGCUCCUGCUGCCAUGUCUUAGGCUAGCAGUGUGUGCAGGACAGGGCUGUCACCUGGCCCCUUGUGGUGCUUCCAGAGAGUAGGGCCAGGGAAAGAAUCUGUGGGCUGUUGAGCCUGAUUUGUGGUCUGACAGGAUGAAAAAGCCCAAUAAGGAACCAGCCUGGUUGUGUUCUAAGGGGAGAUGGCAAGCUGUCUUGGACCAGGGCGCCUUGGGAGGGAGAGG